Oryza brachyantha (malo sina) is the source of this 832-nucleotide messenger RNA. RefSeq names its product UPF0678 fatty acid-binding protein-like protein At1g79260. The record is from RefSeq and is a predicted model, not a curated record. The transcript is spliced from 4 exons. Lineage: Eukaryota; Viridiplantae; Streptophyta; Magnoliopsida; Poales; Poaceae. Bases 83 to 577 code for a protein of 164 amino acids.
UGCGAGUCAAACAGAGGAAGUGGCCAGCGGAAAGUCCAGAGAUCGAACCGGAGAGGCGGAGUCGCGGAGGCCCCGACGAAAAAUGGAAGGCGCCGGAGCACCCGCACAGCCGCCGGCGCCGCACCCGGCGGUGGCGCCGCUGGCGUUCCUGCUGGGCAAGUGGCGCGGGGAAGGCGAGGGAAGCUUCCCCACCAUCGCCCCCUUCCGCUACGGCGAGGAGCUCCUCUUCUCCCACCACCCUUCCAAGCCGGUGAUCUCGUACACGCAGAGGACGUGGAAGGCGGCGUCCGGCGAGCCGAUGCACGCCGAGAGUGGGUAUUGGCGGCCCCGCCCCGACGGCUCCAUCGAGGUAGUCAUCUCGCAGAGCACAGGCCUCGCCGAGGUUCAGAAGGGUUCAUAUGACUCUGAAAGGAAAACAGUGACACUCCAAAGUGAACUUGUUGGCAAUGCAUCCAAGGUGAAACAGAUCACGAGAGCUUUUCAAGUGGUAGAUGGGGAGCUAUCAUAUGUUGUUCAAAUGGCAACAAUCACAAGUAGCCUACAGCCACAUCUGAAAGCCCUUCUCAAGAUGGUUUGAACGAUACUGCCCUCGUAGACCUGUGCCGUGGAUGUCUGUGUGCCAGUCAAAUAUUUUGGUGUCCACUUACAACUCAAAUAUUUUGGUUUUCACUUACAACCUGUACAUGCCAUUAUCUGAGAAUUGGGACAACCUGUGCCAGACGCUGAAUAAUGAAUAUGUACUUAAGAGUUCAGACGCUGAAUAAUGUAUAAGCAUUCAUUAGGGUUCAGACCUGAGACUAUACAAGUGGAAGAAAAUUUUGAAUCACGCAAA